Molecule: messenger RNA, 1800 nt
Organism: Lathyrus oleraceus (garden pea)
Lineage: Eukaryota; Viridiplantae; Streptophyta; Magnoliopsida; Fabales; Fabaceae
Exons: 2
Coding region: 1-1800 (599 amino acids)
Source: RefSeq, a predicted model, not a curated record
AUGCCUUAUAGCCACAUUCUACCAUAUUCAUUGAGGGGAUCACUUGUACAACUAAGGGAGUUAGGACCCCCACCAGCGGUUCUUCCUCCCGGUUAUGACGCAAAUGCCCACUGUGAAUUUCAUUCUGGCGCUCCUGGGCAUUCAAUCGAGAAUUGUAAUGCAUUAAAGUACAAGGUUCAAGAUCUUAUUGAUUCUAAGGCAAUCACGUUCGCCCCCAAGGGGCCGAAUGUAAAUAACAACCUGAUGCCCCCUCACAACAAUGCAUCAGUGAAUAUGAUGGAAGCUGACAAUGGAAGGAGAUUGAUGUCCUGUGUGGACGAGUUAAAAACACCACUCAUCGAGAUCAAGAAUGCUUUAAUGAAGAAUAAUACCUUUCCCAUCUGCGGUAAUGACUGUGAACACUGUCUGAUUAACCCGCAACAAUGUAGAACAUUGAAGUCUAUCAUACAACAAUUAAUGAACCAAGGGAUCUUGGUGGUAGACCGCCCGUCCACAAAGGAAGAUGUGUCUACCCUCGAGAUACCAUACGACGAAGUCCCUCCUCUGCAAAUUCCAUAUGACUUCUCUCAGUUAACUCUGUCGACAAAUCCUGUUACUCCAAUCGUAAUAACAGUUCCCACACCAUUCCCAUAUGUUGACACCAAGGCAGUCCCAUGGAUGUAUGACACCUCAGUCUACAUUCAUGGUCAGAAGAUUCAAGAAGAACCGUUAAAGUCUAGUGAUCCAAUGAUCAAUAUCAUCGGCACUAGCGGAAUCACGAGAAGUGGAAGGAUAUUUGCACCAACACCCACUCCAAUUGGAACUAUCAAUCCUUCAACUUCGAACAAAGGCAAACAAAUUGAUGGCGCUCAGCAAAGAGAAGACCCCACACCUUCCAAUGAAGUAGACGAGUUCUUACGCAUUAUCAAGAAGAGCGAUUAUCGAGUAGUUGAUCAGCUUAACCAGACACCCUCAAAAAUCUCAAUGUUGUCUUUAUUAAUGUGCUCGGAGGCCCAUAGGGAUGCUUUGGUAAAAUUUCUGAGGACAACUCACGUGCCGCAAGAGAUAUCUGUUUGUCAGUUUGAAGGAGUAGUUAACAAUAUCGUUACUAGCUUAAGCUUGGGUUUCAGUGAUGAAGAGCUUCCCGCCGAGGGGAGGAAUCAUAACAAAGCUCUCCAUAUUUCUAUUGAGUGCGUGGACACAGUCCUAUCAAGAGUUUUGGUAGACAUUGGGUCUUCCCUCAAUGUGAUGCCUAAGAGCUCCUUUGCUAAACUAAAUGUUGAAGGACUCGUAAUGAAGCCGAGUGAGCUUAUAGUAAGAGUAUUUGAUGGGACUAGAAGGACUGUAAUCGAGGGUGAGGAGGACAUUGUGGUAAGUCACCUCACAUCCUUUCGAUACGUUGAAGGAGAAGGGGAAAUAAGGGAAGUCCCAUUCCAAUCAUUUGAAGUUAUCAAUGUUGAAAUGGUUUGCCCAGCAAGGGACGAAUCCAAAGAUGCCGAAUAUCCCAUGGCAUCUCUUAAAGACGCCCUGACAAUCAUAAAGGAUGGACACCCCCAAGGAUGGGGAAGAUUGCUUGAACUCCCUGCCAACAAGGAGCGCACCGGUUUGGGAUACAACUCCCAGAAUUUGAAGAAACCCACAUCGAUAGCUACAAGGGGAUCAAUGCUCCUGCUAUCCAAAAACUUCUCAAGUGUUCGUUACCUGGAUGACAACCGUAUUUGUGCCGUGGAAGAAGAAGAAGAAGAAGAUGAUGGGUUAAUCUUCACAAAGACUGAUGGAAAUGGUGCCACCAAUAGACCGAGUUUGAAAUACCUAAAGUGA